Molecule: messenger RNA, 1128 nt
Organism: Monoraphidium neglectum
Lineage: Eukaryota; Viridiplantae; Chlorophyta; Chlorophyceae; Sphaeropleales; Selenastraceae
Exons: 3
Coding region: 1-1128 (375 amino acids)
Source: RefSeq, a predicted model, not a curated record
AUGACGGGCCUAGCCGCUCCGGGGCCCGCUGCUGGUCCCGAUCCCGGGGCCGAGCUCAAGCAGCGGCUGGCCAGGGGCUUGAAUGCAUUCUUCACAACUUACAGUGCAGCUGCGAGGGACGGAGCCUUGGCUCAGGGCGCGCCGUACUGCCUCAUCGGCACCAGCGACCAGCUGGCACUGUACCGCCUGGCGUCCUCGCGCCACGCCUUCCCCGCGCGCGGCGGCGCGGGCUGCGCUCUUGGCCGGGUGUACGCGUCGCUGCAGCCGGGCGCGCCGCGCGACGCGGCCGAGGCGCCGCCCCCCGGUGCCACCGCCGCCGCCGCCGCCGCGGCAGCAGAGGCAGACAGAGAGCUGCAGAUCCGCCGUUGCGGCGUGCGAUCCGUCGUGCUGCUGCCGCUGUUCGACCUCCGCGCCGCCGCCGCGGCGCUUGGCCGCCCCGCAGCCUCCGCGGCGCGGCUGGCGGCGGAGGACGCCGCCGCGGCGGCGCCGCCGGCGGCGGUGUUCGAGCUGGCGGCGCGUGAGCCGCUGCUGGACUUCGACGCAGCGCUCGCCGCGCUCAACGCGGCUCUGGCGCCCGAGGGCCUGGCGGUCCCGCUGCUGAGCCGCGCGCAGGCGGUGGCGACCGAGCGGCGACGCAUCUCCGAGGAGCGCCUCGCAGAGGCUGGCGGGCUGGCGGCGGCCGUGGCCGCCGCGGCGGCAGCGGCGCCGGCGCGCGAGGGGCUGCAGGCGGCCGCUCCUCGCGCCACGGGGCGCGCGCCUGCGCCGGCGACAGCGGGGCCGUCGUCGCCAGUGUUUGCGGGCGGGGACGGCUGGCUGGGCUUGUCGCCGCGGCGGGUGGGCGCGGUCGCGGCCGCGUCGUCGCCAGCAGGCGGCGCCGCUCUCUGCUUCGUACCGACGGUUCCGGACGGCCCCACACGCACGGCCGCGGCCGCGGCGCUCGGCGGUCUGGCGGCGCCGCGGCCCCGCACGCCAACCCGGCAGCAGCAGCAACAGCAACAGCAGCAGCAGCAGCAGCAGCAGCAGCAGCAGCAGCAGCAGCAGCAGCAGCAGCAGCAGCCGCGCCUUGGCGGCGGCGGCAGCGGCGGCAGCGGCGGCGCUCGGCGAGAGGGCCGCGCAGGGGUGCCAUGA